AUGAUGAACUUCGCCAUGCCACUGUCCGUGCCCGCACGUAAAACGGAGCAAAGGGGUGCCCGCACACCCAGCUCAACUCUUCUGCGUUGCCCUGCUGGCCUGCAGGAGGGCGAGGCGAGAGGCACCCAGUACCAUGCUCUCAUGUCGGCUCUGGAAAGAGUCCAGCAGCUCUUAGUGCAAGCGCUGACUGGCGGGGCUACCCAAGCCCGCGCGAGCAUCACCGGGGACCAGGUGCUGGCAAACCUUCCUGUUUUGGUGGCUCUGUCUGAGGAGCGCUUGCAGCAAUUUGGCGCCUGGUAUCAGAGCGCCCCGGCACCCUCCACUUUUCCCAAACCCAAACGGGGCCGACCACGAAAGACGUGCGCCGAGGCUACGUCCAGCCCUCUGGGAUCCCCGUCAACCCCAGCGUCUGGCAUCUUCGGCUACAACUUAGAGCCAACGCCCAAACGCCCAAAGUCAGUGUCGGUCAUGCAGACUCCCUUCACCCUGGCGGCAAAGGGCGCUCGGGCUAUUCAAAAAAAGUCUCGAGCAAAGCAAGCCGCCUCGAGUGGCGGAUCGGUCACAAGCCUCCAGGACCACGAGGAGGAGUCGGACGUUGUUGGUUUGGCCGAGAUUGACGAGGAAGCAGAGGAGGCUCAGCUCAUGAAAGACUACCACGCAAACACCGUUGUCAUGUACCAAGAUCGCCACCAAUUCAAGCCAGAACUGGUUUUGGCCCUUGCUGACCCUUGUGCGCGAUCCUUUGGUCUAAUGGGCGUGGAUGCAAGCGGCAUCACUAUGCUAUCUUAUGCCUUGGAGUGGUUUCUUCGUCACACCUUGGACAUUGUGAGCAAACUUUUGCGCAAAGACUACCAGUACAUUGCGUCCGACGCCCACGUGGAAGUGGAACCAAGCAGCGAUGCCCUGCAUGGCCUGGCUCUGUGGGCCAAAGCGAGCAUACACAACAAGACGACACCAAAACCACCACCUGCCUUGUUGCCCGAGCCGGUGACCAGAGAGGGCCAUAACGAGGAAAUUUUGCCCGCCACACGGCGCACGCAGAUUGUGGUGGCUGACAUUUUAGCCGCAGCGCGGCUCAGUCGCUUGUUUCCGCGGUACGGUAUGAUGUGGUUGACCCAGGAGGAAGACCUCUCAGACCACACCGCUUUCUGAAUCUGGAUCGCCCCUGCAGCAGGCGCCGCUUAGAAUUGUUGGUCCGUGCCCUGCCUGACACGAGAGACUAGUCUAGACCGAUUGAUCGACUGUUUGAGGAAGUUUUCUCCCUAACACCCUGCG
Monosiga brevicollis MX1 is the source of this 1275-nucleotide messenger RNA. RefSeq lists its product as uncharacterized. Lineage: Eukaryota; Choanoflagellata; Craspedida; Salpingoecidae. The record is from RefSeq and is a predicted model, not a curated record. The transcript has 12 exons. The coding region runs from base 1 to 1152 and encodes 383 amino acids.